AAAUUACAGACCGUAUUUGCAAAACAAUGUUGAAGGAGGAAGCAUAGUGUUGUUCAGGUUCACAUAGUUCCCAGUUACGAUUUGGGUGCCGCAUUUUUUCGCCCUUGGAACUCCGAUUCCAACUCCAUCAUCACAAUGAAUUAGAGUUCUCUUGACUCAAUCAAACCAGCAAAGGUCAUCAUAGAAAAGGACCGAUGUGCUUCUGAUGCUACAAUGUUGUCUAAGAUUGAUCGUACCAAGAAGAAGAAACAUAAGGAAAAUAUGCUUCAUGUUCUGGCUGGUGCUAGUGCACGGUUAACACAACUAGAAACCAGAACCCACCAUCUUGAAAAUUCUGUGGAGAAUUUGAAGGUAUCGGUUGGAAAUAAUCAUGGUAGCACUGAUGGAAAAUUGAGGCAGCUGGCGAAUAUUCUUGGAGAGGUUUUUAGUGCAUCUUUAUUGAGUCCAGUGGACCCAGUUGGGACCCUGUUAUUACUGAACUGAGCUACAAGGAUUGAUAGUUGACAUCCUAAAACUAAGUAGGCCUUUUCUAGACAGGCUGAAGAUGUCUCUUCACGGGAUCUGAAACCAAUGCAACUUACUGAUGAGGCAUUUCCAGGUGGUCCUGAAGAUGUCUCUUCACAAGAUCUGAAGCCAAUGCAACUUACUGAUGAAGCGUUUCCAGGUGGUCCUCAAGACUUGUCCUUGCUUAGAUCCUUUAGGAACCAUGUUGCCACACGCCUAUGGAUAGGAGAGGACCGUCACGAGUUGAAGGUGGUUAAUCAUGGGCGAAAAGUCACGGACUUCCAUUUGGAGAAUGAGCAUGUGAAGGCCAUAGUGGAGAUGUCUGGGCUGGCGCCCCUUCUAGAGGCAUGCUACCGCAUAGUGGACAAGGGUCUCUUGUCUGCUUUUGCUGAGCGAUGGCACAAGGACACCAGUUCCUUUCAUCUCCCAGUUGGGGAGAUGACCAUCACUCUAGAUGAUGUGUCAUCUCUCUUACAUUUACCGAUCUCUGGGGAUUUGUGUUCAUUUCCAUCCUUUGGUGCAGAUGAGGCUUGUUUAUACUUGGUGGAGCUACUUGGGGCCACCAAGGAAGAGGCAGUCAGAGAGACGAAAUUCACUCGAGGAGCACAUGUGCGAUUCAGGUGGUUGCAGGAUUUGUAUGAGGCAAACAUCGAAGAUGGACACUUCGACUAUGCAGCGAGGGCUUUUUUGUUGCAUUUGGUGGGUUGCACCAUCUUUGCUGACAAGAGUGCCACAUAUGCUGAUGUGGCAUUGUUAGAGCUUUUUCGUGACCUUAAGACAUGUGGCAAGUAUGCGUGGGGUGCCUCUGCCUUGGCAUACAUGUAUGAUCAACUCAAUGAUGCUAGUAUGCAUCAUACAAAGCAGAUGGCAGGUUAUAUGACUCUUUUACAGGCAUGGAUUUUUGAGCAUUUUCCGGCCAUUGGCUCUCGCCAAUUGACAAUUGGAUAUAAAGAGCGUGCACCCCGUGCCUGUCAGUGGACACCUAUAAGGGGUGCAGGUGACGUGUUCACAAUUCGAACUGCGCUGGAUAUGUUGCAAACGAAGGAUAUCUUGUGGAUGCCAUACACGGUUCAUAGAGAGCAUAGGCCUUUUCAUGACAUCUCACUCUUCUCAGGAUACAUUAGAUGUGGUUCCUCAGCAUUUCCUCUGAGAGCCCAUACUGGUCAUUCUUGUUCGGUAAGUGUGUGUAUGUGUACACUCUUUUAUGCUAAUCCUUAAUUCCUUUUGUAGGAACGGUUUGAGAGGAUUUCUGAACUACUUCAAUCCAUGCUUGAUCUGAAGAUGGUCACGCUUGGAACAUCAUGCAGGAGGCAUUAAACAUCUCGCGGCCUAACACUCAGACAGAUUGUACAUAUCAAAAGAAGAGGAAGACACGUAGAUGAUAUCAAAAAA
Glycine soja is the source of this 1896-nucleotide messenger RNA. RefSeq names its product protein MAIN-LIKE 1-like. The record is from RefSeq and is a predicted model, not a curated record. NCBI's taxonomy places the organism in Eukaryota, Viridiplantae, Streptophyta, Magnoliopsida, Fabales, Fabaceae. Bases 571 to 1722 code for a protein of 383 amino acids. Gene Ontology annotation, biological process: meristem development; meristem maintenance. The transcript is spliced from 5 exons.